GGCAAAAAACGCCUCGGCGUACAAAUUGCCAAUUCCCAUCAAGUUCAGGCGGAAAAACGUUCUCUAACGUUAUCACACUGAAGAUCCUCGUGCUAUUAAAUUGCCGUAUAUGAUCAAUUGCAAGUAAUUUUCACCACUCAAAAUUCACUUCCUGAAUAACAUUCUUUAUGAUUGGCUGUCGACACUUCAUGCAUCUUAUCCGGACAUCACCCACGCUAUCGCUCGACCACUAAGUGUUGCCGUGCAGUCCGUCGAUCCCCGCUAUUACUGACUAACCCUGAAAAUAUUUGAAAACUGUAACUUUAACUUCCAAUUCGAGGAUUCUUUUCCCCUCCAACCCAGGUCAAAGUGUGAUCAAACACCCAAAGACCUGGACAAUCAUACCCCGCAUUCUCCAGUCCUGCACGAGGGCAGUUGGAACUUGAAAGUGGAACGAUAGGCAGCAUAAGAAACCUGGGGACCCCAAAUUCAGAAGAUGGCUCUAUCUUCGACAUCUGACGAUCUGGCCGCACAGUCGGAUACCGAUAACACAAUGGGCAACAUUCACAAUCUCGAUCACAUUGAAGGCAAUGAGAAACCUCUUCAUUUUCCUGAAGAGGACGAUCUCAAAGCCUCGACAUCAAUGGAACAGAUGAUUAAGGAUGCGAGAGCAUCUACGGAAAAGGAACAUAACAUGUCACUACUUCAGGGAAUCAAGUUGUAUCCUAAAGCUAUCGGAUGGUCUCUUCUGAUCUCGACAUGUAUUGCUAUGGAGGGAUACGACGUCUGUUUACUGAGCAACUUUUAUGCAUUUCCUCAAUUCAAUGAGAAGUAUGGUGAACAAUUACCUGAUGGGACAUGGCAGGUGCCAGCUAAAUGGCAAGCAGGUUUGAGUAAUGGUGCCAAUGUUGGUGAAAUUAUUGGUCUAUUCAUCAAUGGCUGGGUUUCCGAAAGAUUUGGAUAUCGAUACACGGUCAUGACUUGUUUGAGUCUGAUCAUUGCAUUCACGGCAAUUUUCUUUACUGCUCAAGACGUCAUUGCGCUGGAAGUUGCUGAGGUUCUAUGUGGUAUUCCAUGGGGAGUCUUUCAAACGCUCACUGUUACUUAUGCAUCAGAAGUUUGUCCUCUUGGACUUCGUGGAUACCUCACUACCUAUGUCAAUUUCUGUUGGGGAUUGGGCCAAGUCAUUGGUAUCGGAGUUAUCAAAUCUAUGUUACCACGAACUGACGAAUGGGCUUAUAAAAUUCCUUACAGUCUACAAUGGAUGUGGCCAGUUCCACUCCUAGUUGGUAUUGCACUUGCUCCAGAAUCUCCAUGGUGGCUUGUUCGAAAAGGAAGAGUCGAAGAAGCUAAGAAAUCGCUUCUUCGAUUGACCAGUCUAAACAAGGAAACAAACUUUGAUGCCGAUGAGACUAUUGCAAUGAUGGUUCAUACUACGGCAAUUGAGGAGAAAAUCACCAAAGGAUCAAGUUACAUGGAUUGCUUCAGGGGUGUAGACAGACGUAGAACUGAGAUUGUCUGCAUGGUAUGGGCUAUGCAAAAUCUUAGUGGAAACUCCUUUUCAGGCUACUCUACCUAUUUCCUGCAACAGGCCGGCCUGCCCACCUCGACAUCCUACGACUUUGCUAUGGGUCAAUAUGGUAUCAACAUGGCUGGGGUUUUUGGAGCCUGGUUCCUCAUGAGCAUAGGAAUUGGUCGACGAUCUCUCUACCUUUAUGGUCUUUGUAUCUUGUGCAGUAUGCUUUUUAUUCUCGGAUUCCUAGGUCUCGUUCCAGCUUCACAUAAAACCGAGGCAUCGCUUGCUACUGGCUCUAUCAUGUUGGUAUGGGCAUUGGCAUACCAACUUACCGUGGGCACGGUUUGCUAUUCUUUAGUCGCCGAAUUAUCUACAAGAAGACUUCAAAUCAAGACUGUGGUUUUGGGGAGAAACUUGUAUAAUAUUGUGGGUAUUGUCUGCAGUGUUAUUACGCCAUAUAUGCUCAAUCCUGGUGCUUGGAAUUGGAAAAAUUAUGCAGGAUUCUUUUGGGGCGGAAUUUGUUUUCUUUGCAUCAUCUACACCUAUUUCCGCCUUCCUGAGCCUCAAGGCCGCUCUUUCGCUGAACUCGAUAUACUAUUUGAGAGAGGCAUUAGUGCGAGAAAAUUUGCAACUACCAAAGUGGAUGUUUUUGAUGAUGAUGUGAGCGUGGAUAGUACGAGUGCGGUGAAGAACUAUGAUGAGAAGAGUGCCGCUGGCGCCAGAGCACAGGAUAUUGGAGCUUCAUCUUGAGAUGGUGGGUGCAAAUACGAGAUUCAAGUAAAUUGGAAAUCAAUGAAUGUGAUGGGAUGAGCGAUAUGACGACACGAUGAUGAGUGGGUGAAUAUUUUCAAGGAGCUAAAUGAUGAAACGGCAAACGGCGAAAGAUGAGAGCUUCAGGGGAAACGGAAGGAAGAUUGCAUUGCGUCUACCUCAAAGAUUGAAGAAUAGACACGGCGUUGGGACUUGCAGAUAUAGUGAUGAUAAUGGAUGCGAUUGCUGAUUGACGAACGGGAGGUAGUUGGAUAUGUUAAGAAUUUUUUAAUGCAAUGUAGAUACUCAUUUAUUAAUACAAUAUACAUAGCUUUGCUCA
Molecule: messenger RNA, 2585 nt
Organism: Botrytis cinerea B05.10
Lineage: Eukaryota; Fungi; Ascomycota; Leotiomycetes; Helotiales; Sclerotiniaceae
Exons: 6
Coding region: 476-2245 (589 amino acids)
Biological process (GO): transmembrane transport; carbohydrate transport
Cellular component (GO): membrane
Molecular function (GO): carbohydrate:proton symporter activity
Source: RefSeq, a predicted model, not a curated record